AUGAGUGUCUACAAGUCUCUCGUGCGGUUACUCAUAGACUAUGCCAGCCCUGCUUUACUCAACAUGACAAGCAAUGACGCUAAGGGCCUUGAAACCAUCCAAAAUGAGGCGUUAAGAAUAGCCCUGGGAGCCCCGAAGUGGACGAAGAUGGACAAUUUAAGGAGUGAGGCACAGGUACCUCCGCUUACACAAAGAAUAAACACUGUGAUCGCUAACCUCCUUAUCAAGACUGCCAUCAGAGGCCACCCAGAUCACCUACACACACUUCUCCACAACCACCGUGACCAGGGGAACCAAGGCAGGUGGUUUAAACGAGCGGUGGAAGCCCUCGACAGCUCUGGGGUCACCUGGGGGACAUUAAUCACCGCUGCCGCCCCUACCGAGGCUCAAACUGCACCCCCGUGGGAAACGCCAUGCAUCACCACCAUCAUCAACCCGCCACGGAAAAAGAAAAUCCUGUGUGCAAUGGCAGAACUGCAGCAAGAAGGGCUCCAUACCAUAAGCGCCGCCCAGAGGGCACACACAGCUACAUACUUCACCGACGGAUCCACUGAUCCGGUGACAGGGCGGUCUGGGGCGGCGUAUGUAUGCAAGACCGACAAUGGGCGCGCGGCAGUCUCCGCCAUCACCACCACCGCCUCUGCUCGAACAACUGACUUCUCCUCCACACAAACUGAACACGCCUACACCUACCACUGCCGGAAUGUACUUAUUGCCACGGACUCCAUGACUGCCAUUGCAGCGAUAAACAAGCAGGAUGGAGAAAACAUCACACAAACCCGAGUCAUCUGGAAAACAGCAAGAGCCAUCCACAAUGUGGGCAGAAGUGUCACUCUUGCUUGGAUACCAUCCCACGUGGGAAUCUCAGGAAAUGAAGAAGCGGACGCCCUCGCCAAACGGGCAGCCAGUGACGCAACGGUGACCACAGUCAUCCCCAGGACGUUGAAUCAGCUGAGAGGAGCAGUGAAAGCCCACGCAGAGAGGCAGCGACAGCAGGAACAACACGACCAGGGGAGCGAGAGCGUCAGAUGGUUCCGCCAGAUUGCCGCAGGCUGCCCGCCCCCAUCCCGAAACUUCCCGAGCCGCCUGUGUGAGGUGGUGACAUGCAGGAUACGUCUCGGGUACCCUUACCCGUGGCAACUCGGCUUCGCGACAUCGGAGGAGGAGACACGAUGCCGACUGUGCGGUGCGCCGGAGGGACAGUCUUGA
This is a messenger RNA of Scylla paramamosain (green mud crab), 1209 nucleotides long. RefSeq lists its product as uncharacterized. The record is from RefSeq and is a predicted model, not a curated record. The coding region runs from base 1 to 1209 and encodes 402 amino acids. NCBI's taxonomy places the organism in Eukaryota, Metazoa, Arthropoda, Malacostraca, Decapoda, Portunidae. Gene Ontology annotation, molecular function: RNA-DNA hybrid ribonuclease activity; nucleic acid binding. Gene Ontology annotation, biological process: DNA replication, removal of RNA primer. The transcript has a single exon.